Molecule: messenger RNA, 1573 nt
Organism: Drosophila guanche
Lineage: Eukaryota; Metazoa; Arthropoda; Insecta; Diptera; Drosophilidae
Product: loricrin-like
Exons: 2
Coding region: 197-652 (151 amino acids)
Source: RefSeq, a predicted model, not a curated record
ACACACCACCACCACCACCUCUAACCAAGCCAAAAAAUAAAGUUUAAAUACGAAAAACAAAUAUAUAUAGAUAUGCACUGCUCUCUGUCUGCUCUCUGUCCAGAUGGCAACGAAGCCUAAAAACUAAUCGAAUCCAAACUAAUCGCCAAUUCAUAUUACUUCCCAAGGCUCCACGGCUCUGGGUUUUUAUACGCCCAUGAAGGCCUCACCGAUGGACAGCCUCUUCCAGCUGGGUGUGACCAGAUACGCGCCGCCCGACAGCAGCAGCAGCAGCAGCAACAGCAGUGGGGGCGGCGUCAGCAACAACAGCAGUGGCAGCAACAGCAACAACAGCAGCAACGGCUGCAGUCCAGCAUGUGGUGGAGGUGGAGGAGGAAGCAGCGGCGGUGGCGGUGGCGGUGGCGGCAAGGCAACGACUACGCUGUUCAAUGGCAACGGCAGCAUUGUGGGCCUCGGCGAGGGUCUCAUCAAGGAUGGCGGCGGCAACUGCGCCGACGAGGAGGACGCAGCACAGGCGACCACAAAUGGAGCCGGCGGCAAGAAGGGCAAUUGCGAUGCGGAUGGAGAGGAGGACGAUUAUCAUCCAACGGCGACGCCCGGCGGUGGAGUUGUCUAUAGCGAGGGCACACAGAAGACGGAUCUAUUGUACUGAUUAGAUGACUUAUGCACUGCUCUCUGGAGGAGCUCCCACUCUAUCUGUAUAUCCCAUUAGAAUCCCCCACCCCCCUGUCUGAAAACCGUGCGCUUAGGUGAAAUAUUAAUUUCAGUUAUACAUAAAACAGAAUACAGCAGAAAGAAACACACAGCAAGAUACGUAUAUAUAUAUAUAUAGAUAUUAUUUGUAAGUCGUAAGCCCCAGGAUAUGAAUGAAUGUCAAGCGCGAGAUCCCAACGGAUCCUGUGCCCAUCUGUGUGUGCAUGUGCGUGUGUGUGCGCGUGCGUGUGUGAGUGAGUGUCUUUAAAUAUAUAUAUAUACAUGUGUUUUUUUUUUUUUUCUUUGAAUUAAUAAUGAUUAUUGUACAUGCAUCGAUGGCACUUUAGUGAAGGAACCAACAACCAUUUCGAGUGUUGUUCCACAUUGUAUUUGUAUUUGUAUUCCAUUUACGGUAUUUUUAUAGUAAAUAUACAAGAGGAAGAAGAAAUGCCAAGAAACAAAACAAAAAGCAAACAAAAAUAUAUACUUGGAUAUUUUGCCGAACAUAAAAUUAAACAAGAAGAAAACAUUGUAAAACAACGACAGGUUGUUCCACCAACAACAGCAACAUAAACAACUGAAUCCCGCUUUGGGGUCUUACAUGCAACAUGCGCAUACACAUAUGUAAAUCCAGAUCAGAUCAGAUCAGAUAAGAUCCCCAUGAACAAUAUCUAAGAUUCAUGAGCCCCAGCCCAGCCACAAUCUAAUUUCCGUAUACCCGAUACACACUUCCAAUUUCCCGAUACGAAGCCCGGAAGAAAAGUAAAGGAAAAAUGUAAACAUUUGCCUCAUAAUUAUUAUUAAACAUUUAGCGCUUACAUACCAUAUUUUUUACAAUUGUAUUCCGUAAAUAAAUAUAAAUAUAUACAAAUACAUUCAA